UCCAAACACCCUAGCUAGAACUCCAUAAUCGUACGUUUGACGUUUCAGUGUUGACAUUUUAACAGUUUACUUGAUUCCAAGAGAAUUACUCUUAACCUCUGUAUUAGUUCAUGUUUUAGCUGAUAUUUAGUCAAAGUGAAUAAUGGCUCAACGUUUUCCGGUCCCGGUGCCCACUCAGGGCCCCGGGGGCCCCCCUCAGCAGCGCUAUCCUCCGCCUCAGAACCCGGGGAUGCGUCAGUACGCGAGUCAGAGUUUUCCGCAACGUACUGGUUACAACACGCCGCCCCCGAACAUGGGGGCUAGUGGGGGCGCAAUGAUAGCGCGGCCGCCGCAAGCCCCUUAUUCGCCUAUGCGCGGAGGGCCGAUGCAGCCCCAGCCGGGAGUUAAGCGACCGGUGGACACCAGGACCGUAAUGCAGCAAAAAAGCGAUUACCCCCACGGCACCAGUAAAAAAAAGAAGAAACUCAGCGACAAAAUCCUCCCCCAGAAAGUGCGCGAUUUAGUCCCGGAAAGCCAAGCCUACAUGGACUUGCUGGCUUUCGAAAGAAAACUAGAUUCCACGAUCAUGCGCAAGCGCCUGGACAUCCAAGAAGCGCUAAAACGACCUAUGAAACAAAAGCGGAAACUGCGAAUUUUCAUCUCGAAUACGUUUUAUCCGGCGAAGGAGGCAUGCGCAGAUGGACCUGACGGUCCUGGACAGGAGGGCUCGGUGGCGUCGUGGGAGUUACGAGUCGAAGGGCGUCUUCUGGACGACUCCAAGAGCGACCCCAACAAAGUCAAGAGAAAAUUCUCCUCCUUUUUCAAGUCGUUGGUGAUUGAACUGGAUAAGGAGUUGUAUGGUCCCGAUAACCACCUAGUGGAGUGGCACCGCACCCUCACCACCCAGGAAACCGACGGCUUCCAGGUGAAGAGACCCGGGGAUAAAAACGUCCGCUGCACGAUUUUGCUACUUCUGGACUACCAACCCCUGCAAUUUAAGUUGGAUCCUCGGUUGGCUAGACUGUUGGGGGUCCACACACAGACAAGACCUGUGAUUAUUUCAGCCUUGUGGCAGUAUAUUAAGACACACAGGUUACAGGACGCCCACGAACGCGAGUACAUCGUCUGCGACAAGUACCUAGAACAAAUCUUCGGCUGUCCUAGAAUGAAGUUCGCCGAAAUUCCGCAGCGACUCAACCCGCUCUUGCACCCUCCAGACCCCAUUGUCAUCAAUCACGUGAUUUCGGUGGAAGGGGGCGCCGAGAGCAAGCAGACAGCGUGCUAUGAUAUCGACGUCGAGGUGGACGACACUCUUAAAACGCAAAUGAAUAACUUUUUGCUGAGUACUGCCAGUCAGCAGGAGAUUCAAGGUCUUGAUGCUAAGAUUCAUGAAACUGUGGACACUAUCAAUCAACUUAAGACUAAUAGAGAGUUCUUUUUGAGUUUUGCGAAGGAUCCGCAGCAGUUUAUUUAUAAGUGGAUUGUGUCGCAGACUAGAGAUUUGAAGUGUAUGACUGAUGUGGUUGGUAAUCCUGAGGAGGAACGGCGUUCUGAUUUCUUUUAUCAGCCGUGGGCGCAGGAGGCUGUGUGUAGGUAUUUUUAUACUAAGGUGCAGCAGAAGAGGGCCGAGUUGGAACAAGCGCUUGGGAUUAGGAAUAAUUGAGGAGUUUGGGGAGGAAAAGUAGGUUUUCAAUUUUCGUUUUGUAAUGGAGUGAUCUGUAAGGAUUUUAAUAAAGGCAUUUGUAUACGCA
Molecule: messenger RNA, 1730 nt
Organism: Zophobas morio
Lineage: Eukaryota; Metazoa; Arthropoda; Insecta; Coleoptera; Tenebrionidae
Gene: Bap60
Product: brahma-associated protein of 60 kDa
Exons: 5
Coding region: 143-1642 (499 amino acids)
Biological process (GO): regulation of transcription by RNA polymerase II
Cellular component (GO): SWI/SNF complex; nucleus
Molecular function (GO): transcription coregulator activity
Source: RefSeq, a predicted model, not a curated record